UGUGGUAGGGACUCAACCCCACUUUCAUGGACACAAUCAUUGUUUUGAAUUAAAAUAUAAAUCAUAAAACGAUAUUUAUAGAUUGAGUAAUAUUAAAUGCGUGCUUUCUACAUGAGCGACAUUUAUUGUGAAGACUGGACCUAGACCGGAAGUUAUUGUCUCCUCUUCUCAAACAUCGCAUUAACAGCAAGCUAGCUAUCUGUUUAGCUAACAUUAUCACAGUUUAUCCUUCCAUUUCGUUGCUAAACUUAGCUUUUAUUUCCAAUUAAGAAUGUCAGAAAGAAAAGUGUUAAAUAAAUACUACCCGCCAGACUUCGACCCGGCUAAAAUACCCAAACUCAAGCUCCCUAAAGACAGGCAGUAUGUGGUCCGGCUGAUGGCUCCCUUCAACAUGAGGUGUAAGACUUGUGGGGAGUACAUUUACAAGGGGAAGAAGUUCAACGCCCGUAAGGAGACUGUGAUGAAUGAGCUCUACAUGGGACUGCCCAUCUUCCGCUUCUACAUCAAGUGUACAAGAUGCCUGGCUGAGAUCACCUUUAAGACUGAUCCGGAGAACACAGACUAUGCCAUGGAACACGGUGCCACAAGGAACUUUCAGGCGGAGAAACUUCUAGAGGAGGAAGAGAAGAAAAUAACUAAGGACAGAGAGGAGGAAGAGUUGAACAACCCUAUGAAGGUGUUGGAGAACCGUACACGGGACUCUAAGAUGGAGAUGGAGGUUCUGGAGAAUCUUCAGGAGCUCAAGGAGUUGAACCAGAGACAGGCUUCGGUGGACUUUGAAGGAAUGCUGGGAACGUACAAAGAGCUGGAGCAGAGGACCAAAGAGCAGGAGAAGGAGGAGGACGAGAGGGAGACACGGGAGAUGCUAGAGAGAGCUCUAGUGAAGAGGUUAAGAGACUCUGACUCUGACUCAGACCAGGAGAGUGCGAGCAGCAGCAGACCAAAGAAACCCAGCACAGACAGACCUACUGACAUCCUCACCACAGACAGACUCACUGACCCACAGGGCCUGUCAGUGGGGGGGAUGAUGAAGGCCAAGGUGGAGAGCUGGGAGAGAAGUGUGGGGGGGCUGGGAGGUGGAGGGGUACUGGGAACACUGGUGGUGAGGAAGAAACCAACGACCUCUGUCCCCAAACCUGGUACCACAGUAACUCCUGCAGGCGCUAACACACAGACAGUUUCAAAGGCAGCUGCUACCGUACCGACGGAGGCUACUAAGCCAAUCACAGCACAGAAUGGGUCGUCGUCGCUCAGCCUCCUGGGGGCGUAUUCCGACAGUGAUGACAGCAACAACAGUGAAUGAGAGAGAGGCUGGUGAUGCUUUGGCUAAUCAAAAUGCUCAGUCAGUGAUGAUUUUAAAACUACUGUAUUUGUUUGAGUAUAUAGGAGAGUUAACUGAAUUGUAUCAUCCUGUUUUGUGACCCCUACCCCCAAUGUAAUUAGUUUUCACCUGUGAUUUUUGAAAAUAUAUUUUGAAAUGUCCAUCUACCAACUACCCUCCAACUUUGUAAAGGUGUAAGUCAUGUUUUGGCUUUUCAUUAAAUACUUAUUUUCCUCUAAA
Molecule: messenger RNA, 1561 nt
Organism: Salmo salar (Atlantic salmon)
Lineage: Eukaryota; Metazoa; Chordata; Actinopteri; Salmoniformes; Salmonidae
Product: splicing factor YJU2
Biological process (GO): mRNA splicing, via spliceosome
Cellular component (GO): U2-type catalytic step 1 spliceosome
Source: RefSeq, a predicted model, not a curated record